Cyanistes caeruleus (blue tit) is the source of this 2947-nucleotide messenger RNA. It is a transcript of the gene LRRC52, whose product is annotated as leucine rich repeat containing 52. The record is from RefSeq and is a predicted model, not a curated record. Gene Ontology annotation, molecular function: transmembrane transporter binding; potassium channel activator activity; voltage-gated potassium channel activity. Gene Ontology annotation, cellular component: voltage-gated potassium channel complex. Lineage: Eukaryota; Metazoa; Chordata; Aves; Passeriformes; Paridae.
GCCGGGGUGUGGCGGCCGCGUCCCUUCGGUUCCGUCAGGCGCGGCUGUCGCGGCCUCUGGAAGAGUCAUAAAAUCCCUGGAAGGAGCUUUAAAGCUCACCGAGUUUUCCCCUGGCAUGGGCAGGGACACCUUCCACUAUCCCAGGUUGCUCCAAGCCCUGUCCAACCUGGCCUUGAGCACUUCCAGGAAUGAGGCAGCCUCAGCUUCUCUGGGCUUCCUGUGCCUCGUCACUUUCGCAGGGGAGAAUUUCUCUCUAGCAUCCACUCUAAACCUGUCCUCUGUCAGUUUAAAGGCAUUCCUCCUUGUUCUUUCAUUACCUGCCCCUGUAAUGAGUCACUCUUCCAAAAACCCUUUAGAUGAGUUCUCCCCAGAAUCUCCAGGCUGUACUGGAGAUUGUACUGAGCUGUACCCAGCUCAGCCUGUCCCCACACCAGAGUUGCUCCAGCCCUCUGAGCAUCUUUGUGGUCUUUUCUGGACCCACUCCAACAUCUCCACAUCUUGUGCCGACAUUCCAGAGCUGGACACGCUACUCCAGAUGGGAUAAAAACCUCCUGGCUCCUGAAAGGAGACAACAGCAGCCCAGCAUUGCACGGAACUCUUGCCUAACCAGUACCACCUCUUGCAGCGUGACACCAUUUUUAACAAAAUUCGGGCUGUUCCCACUCUCCCCACAAAGUUCCGAUGCUCCCCUGCCACACACAGCUUCCCACACCUCCACUCAGCUGGAAGAAGGUCGGCAAGGUCACAGCAGCAUCCACAGGCAGCUUCUGCAAGCCACUGACAUCACGGAGGUGUCACCUGGCACCGAGUGUGAGACAGAGAUGCUCCAGCCACUGUUCUGCACUUGCCGCUGUAAAAGCCAGGCUCGAUUUCCAGCUGGGAACUCCGCCAAAGGCUCAGGUGAGCCACGGACACGAAGUGCUUCCCGACAGCCUUGCAGCCGGACACCUCCUCGGCAUGGCUGGAAGGGCAGUGCAGCUUCCAUAGGGCUGCUUGCGGUCCACAAAGCGCUAAGAUCUCAAGCCAUGUCUCCUUCAGGUAGACCAUGGCCCCUGAGCCUCGUGUUCCUUUUGGGGAUGGCAUCAGAGGGGAUCAGCUGCCCGAGCAGGUGUAGCUGUCAGUACCUGGAGGUGAACUGCACCGGACAGCAGUUGCAGGAGUUCCCUGUGGAUAUCCCUCUAGACAGCAGGCAGCUGAUUCUGGCAGCAAACAACGUCUCGUACCUGCCAGCAGUGGAAUUGAGCUUCCUGGCUGAUUUGGUCUAUCUGGACUGCAGAAAAAACCUCCUGGGGGAUGACCUGGAUUUCACUUUCAUUGGCGUGGCCAAGCUUGUCUAUCUAGACCUCAGCUUCAACAACCUCACACAGAUCACCUUCAGCACCUUCUCCCACCUCCUCAGCCUGGUGGUGCUGAAGAUCUCGGACAAUCCCAACCUUGUGGCCAUCGAGAAGGAUGCUUUUGCCAACAACACCUGGCUAAGGCACCUGGAUGUGAGCCGGACGGGCUUAACCUUCCUGGACACCAGCACCAUCCGGGACUUGCCCAGCCUGAGGCUUCUGGGGCUUAGUAACAACCUGUGGCACUGCAACUGUUCCUUUUUGGACUUUAUCACCUGGAUGAUGGAGAGCAAUGUGCAUUUUCCAGGCUGUUAUGGAAGAGUGGAAUAAAGUACAGCUCUCAGCAGAGAGAUUGGAGAUAACCCGCUGAACCCUGCAACAGGAGAAUAAAGCUCAUUACAGGCUGCUGGGGAGGGGAGGAGUAGGAAAGGCAGCCUUAAACUGAGGCCAGAGGGAUACUGGAACAAAGCCCUGGAAUUUGCUGCAAGCAGACCCCAGCCUGGCCUUUCGAAAGGCUCCUGACCUUCAGAAAUACCUGUGCACCAGAGUUCUGAGCUCGGCCCAGGGGCUGACACAAAGCUGCCCAAGUCUGGAUGGAUUUGGGUAAGAGAGAGAUAAAAGCUCUCCAGUUUUACUGAGGACCAGGAAUGAGAUCAGCAUGAACAUCACUGCAUAUACAAUGCAGUGUAAUACAAUAAAAACCCCCCAUGCCUUGUUCCCCUCCACCACUUCCAUUCCAUCCCAUGCAUCCAGCAGUGCCCAGCCUGUGGCUCUCUUCCCUCAGGCUCUUCCAUCCUUGUCCAUCAAGCAGUGGCCACCAGCCCAUGCCCACCACAGCGACCGUGUCUGCGGGGUUCAAAACCUGCAGAGGAAGGAGAAGGCUGAGGGCACACCCUGCACCAUAUUAAUCCUUCACUAACUUGAAAGAGAGCAGGCAGCAUCUGUUUUAUCACUGCAGAUAUUGCAAUAUGACAGGGUAUGGUUGUUAUUUCAGUGGAACUGAAUCAUUGAUGAGCUGCCUCUGCCUCCCUCACAGAGCAGGUAAGGCUGUGCCUGACUGCAAACCACGCUUGUUGUCAAAUGCACAGCAGCCUCAUUACUCCAGCAUCAUUUAGGCUGUAUCACUUCAGAAGGUGUUUGAGAUUUUAAAAAAAACCAACAAACACAGGUGCACUUAUAUGAAGAUGAAAGUGCUCAAUCAGCAGAGAUGAGCAGGGCAGGGACAGUUUGCCACAGUGGCAUAAUCCAGUGGGCAAUAUUAUCCUAUGGAGCCAACACUGCAAAAAAUAUUUUGGCAACCUGAGAAUUGUGGUUUGGCAAGGGUUUAGCACAGGUUUGGCAUGAGUUUGGCUGACAGAUUUUACCCAAGACAUUGUUGGGGUAAGUGGAGAGGGGAGAAGUGAAGUCUGCAGCUAUUUUUCAGACUUUUUGCAAGCACCCUUAUAAUUUUUCUACCAGGACUCCUAUUCAUUAAAUUAUGAUACAGACUAGAGAGUUCUGCUUCUGCUUAUCUCUCUGCAGAUGCUGACAACAUCACCUGCUACACCCCAGCAGGCCUGCAUGCCCUGAGGAUGCCAGCAGCAGAGGCACAGCUCCACUUCAGCUGCCUG